CUAAGCUAACUACAUUACCCUGCUGCUAAUAAUGUGUGAGAAAUCAAGGCGAGCAUCGUCUUAGCUAGCAUUAGCCACCUCCCGAAACAUGUGGAGAAAAUACCACGUUAACCACAUUUAGCCAGAGAAACCGGGGCAGAUUUGGCGGCUCCUGGUUGGCAGAGGCAUUUCUGCCCUUCCACCCCCUUUAUACCCCCUCAUACCCCCUUCUUUUACCCCCGUCUUUUACUGGCUUCCAUUCAAAUUUGGGUCAGGGGUGAGGGGGGUUUUCACGUCACAAGCUGCAAGAUGGCGCUCGGAACGCUGUGAGAUGAGAGAACAGGAUGGCUGUGUGAAGAGAUUCGGUCGAUUUUCUGAGGAUUGUAGGUGCAGAACAAGAGGUCGGAAAUGGAGUUGCCAAAUCAUGCCAAACAAUUGCUGCUGCAGCUGAACCAACAAAGAGCCAAAGGUUAUCUGUGUGAUGUGAUUAUAGUAGUAGAAAAUGCCCUCUUCCGGGCACACAAGAACAUUCUGGCAGCCAGCAGUAUCUACUUCAAGUCCCUCAUCCUUCACGACAACUUAAUAAACCUCGACACCGAUAUGGUCAACCCGUCGAUAUUUCGGCAGGUUUUGGACUUUAUUUACACCGGCAAGCUUUUGUCGACGGACCAGGUCAGCGACCACAACUUUAACGCCCUCCUAACGGCAGCAAGCUACCUCCAACUCCACGACCUGGCAGCUCUCUGCAGGAAGAAGCUGAAGCGCAACGGAAGAUCCCUCCACAACAAACCCUCGACCCCUACCAAUGGAAGAACUUCCAGGAACCAAAGGUUGUCCUCUACUCCGGUCACACCAAACCAAAUUUCAGGGUUCAAAGACAGUGAAAAGACAAAGAGACCAGAAGAGCUUCUCAAAGAGGAGUUGUCGGAAGAAGAGGUUUUUGCUGGGAACGCCCAUUGUGCAGCUAACUCUCUCAGUCCCUCUACCAGUAAGAAUGGGAGCAAUGGCCCCGUUCACAACAGCGGCGGCCUCCUGGAGCUUGGCUUGGACCUCUCCAAGAAAAGCCCUUCAGGAAGCACGGCCACUGAAGAAGUAAGUCCCAGCAGCAUCCCGCAAGAAUCACCUCAGUCUGCCUCAGAAUCCACAGCCAACAGUGCCUCUUUCGAUGAGCUCGCCACCAACCCACAGAACCUCACCGGGGGAGAACCUAUGGAAUUGGGCGAAGCGGGAGAAUGCGAGGAGAGCCAGCAUCCUCCAGACUCCGACCAGCUAACGACAAAUAAAAGCUCUCGCCAGACCUCACGGCCGAGGCGACAAACCAAAAGCGAGAGCCACAAAGGCGAAGAUGGCGAGCGAGCCUCUUUGCCCAACGGCGUCUCCAAGAGGUUGAAUGUUGUGAGCGGUGGGAACCUAAACUCGGACGUGUCUUACCAAUGUAAGGACGAAGAGGACAGUCUGGUGAAUGGCCAUGAGCAAAGCGAGGAAAGUGGCCAGAGCGAGAGCGAAGGUGGCCGCAACAGCGCCAACUACGUGUACCGCCAGGAAGGCUUUGAGCCUGCCCUCGGCGACAACCUUUACGUCUGCAUUCCUUGCGGUAAAGGCUUCCCCAGCUCUGAAGAACUGAACGCCCACGUCGAGACCCACACAGAGGAAGAGCUGUACAUCAAAGAAGAGGAGGACGACGGCUAUCCAAAGGAAGACGAAGCGGAGGCUGAGGACCUGUCAUCCCAAACGGUGCAAGCGCACGGUGCCGAGUCACGCCGCUUCUGCUGUACGGUGUGCAAUAAGAGCUACAAGGAUCCGGCCACCUUACGGCAGCACGAGAAGACCCACUGGCUCACGCGACCGUUCCCCUGCAACAUCUGCGGGAAGAUGUUCACGCAGCGCGGCACCAUGACGCGCCACAUGCGCAGCCACCUGGGCCUGAAGCCCUUCGCCUGCGAGGAGUGCGGCAUGCGCUUCACGCGGCAGUACCGGCUCACGGAGCACAUGCGGGUCCACUCGGGCGAGAAACCGUACGAAUGUCAGCUUUGCGGCGGCAAGUUUACCCAGCAACGGAACCUCAUCAGCCACCUGCGAAUGCAUACCUCCCCAUCAUAAGCCAAAGACGCUCUGGACGGGAGAACUACUUCUUCAGCAAAAAUAUCUCAGUACAACGCACACCUCUUUUCUGUGAAGACGACUGCUAUUAGUGGCGACCCCAAAGGAAUAUUCGCUUCUGUCUUGACAUGACGGGAGUAGCGGUGACAAGAGUCCAAAUCCUGGAAGCCCUAAAAGUUGAAAGUAACAUCCUCAAAAGUUGGUACGAUUCUAUGGCUUUUGUUUUUUUUUUUUUUUUUUUUUUCAAUUGCUGUGAAUGUACGAUUGGAGUAGUGACGCUGUUUCAGGAUUCAGGAUUUCCAGACGACUGCUACAGUCUAUGCAUUUGGUCUGAGUAACAGAUUUUUAGGUAUCCCAAGAAAACGCCAGUUCUCUUCUUCCCUUGGUCCUUCAAAGAAAAGGGUUGAGGGUUCUGAAAGUACAGAGUAUUUUAUUAUGAGCAUUUUAUCCAAAACCUUUUCAAGCUUUUCGAUUCAAAGAAAGUAUGACGUGAGUGUUUCCAAGGCCCGAAACGUAUUUUAAUCACGCAAAGACAUUGACAUGAUGGGUGUUGCUGCAAGAAAGGUGCUGCAUUGGCAAUGUUGUCAUUUUGUACCACUGGCGACAAUGUGGCGUUAUGAUUUAGUCCUUUAUUGCCUUUGUUGUAACGUAAAAACAUCAGAGCACACAUUGAGUUUGUACGGCAGAACAAUGUGUUUGCAGAGCGUUUGUGUCUUUGUAUAUGUUGAGUAUGUUUCGGGCCUAAAAGUCUCAAAGAAAGUGUUGCAGAACAUGCACACAAGUCUUUCUUUCUUUUUUUUUUGUUUUAUAAAACGAAAAUAGUGUUUCAUAAAAGCUUUUUUUGCAUUCAACCAAACAAAAAUUUACAAUAUUUCUACUCUGUACCAUGUGGCCGUUGGCUGUUUGUAGAUGUGGAACAGGGUCCAACCAGAGCUUUCAUACUUUUUCCAUAGCGUCUUGAGGUAUUUUUUGGGACGUGCACAUGGAUUCCUCAGUUUUAAACAGCCUCGGUUAUAAUUGCCGCAUGAAACCAAUAGAUGUAGAUCUGCGGAGGCUUUGGUUCAGCCUUUGCGAUGAACGUUGGACGAUGAAUGAAUGACGGAUGGACGGGCUACUCGCUGGUGAAGCUUCUCGGUUGUGUCCGAGAAGUGGGCGUGGUCAGAUCUCUGCUGUGUUCCCUCUGCACCUGAACACGGGCGUGUUGGGCACGGAUACGAGCGAGUGGUCCUGCACGUCUGUUUUUAAGCUGUGUCGUUUACUCCUAGUAUAUAGAGGUUUACUCUCAAAGAAAAGCCAAAAUGAACGGUACUUGUUUUUAGAUAACUUAUUAUUAUUAUUAUUAUUACGUUUCUCUGUGAAUGUUUUAAACUGGAAGUUCUUUUGAUAUAUAUUUUUUUUCUUUGGGACGAGACAGUCCGAAAGGUGAGGUGAUUUGGGUGAUGGGUCGGGUCGGGUUUGUUUUUAGUGAAUGUUGAACUUUCAGAAUUCUGUCGGUACUGUUUUACUGUUUUUACUCUGUUUUACUGUUUUUAUUUUCAAUUUUGUCAGUUUUUGAGUUUUCCUUUCACUGAAAAAAGGCAAGUCUAAUUUUUUAGUCUUGUCACAUUGCUACCUCUUAAUUCUAAAGAACAAUACAUUCAUUGAUGACGAGGAUGAUGAUGAUGAUGAUGAUGAUGGAAACAGGGGGGUUUCUGAAUAUAGAUGUAUAAAGUUUACCGAUGCUUUUCAAAAUGAUAGUUUUAACUUGCCCAUCUUUCAACAUAGGUUUUAAAUUUUACAUAAAGUUUUAAAGCAUAUUAAAGUAGAAGUUAGCUUGUUGGACGCAUGUA
This is a messenger RNA of Astyanax mexicanus (Mexican tetra), 3908 nucleotides long. RefSeq names its product hypermethylated in cancer 2 (gene hic2). Bases 388 to 2079 code for a protein of 563 amino acids. Gene Ontology annotation, cellular component: nucleus. Gene Ontology annotation, molecular function: RNA polymerase II cis-regulatory region sequence-specific DNA binding; protein binding; DNA-binding transcription factor activity, RNA polymerase II-specific. Gene Ontology annotation, biological process: regulation of transcription by RNA polymerase II. NCBI's taxonomy places the organism in Eukaryota, Metazoa, Chordata, Actinopteri, Characiformes, Acestrorhamphidae. The record is from RefSeq and is a predicted model, not a curated record. The transcript is spliced from 2 exons.